Molecule: messenger RNA, 2622 nt
Organism: Aricia agestis (brown argus)
Lineage: Eukaryota; Metazoa; Arthropoda; Insecta; Lepidoptera; Lycaenidae
Gene: capt
Product: adenylyl cyclase-associated protein 1
Exons: 9
Coding region: 172-2379 (735 amino acids)
Biological process (GO): cell morphogenesis; regulation of adenylate cyclase activity; cytoskeleton organization
Cellular component (GO): cytoplasm
Molecular function (GO): actin binding; adenylate cyclase binding
Source: RefSeq, a predicted model, not a curated record
CGUUACUUUGUUAUGACUUGAAAUCACUGCAAUUAUGAAUUAAACUUACGCACAAAACUUUAAAGCAGAGUAUAUUUACCAAAAGUUUUCUUAUUCAAUGUUGCGCAACUCGAUACUUCUAUCCUGUGUUUGAUGUAGUUAAAGUUAUAUUCUAUUCUCGUUUUAAAAAUUAUGUUCAAAAGUUGCUGCGCUCGGCCCAGCAAAAAACUCAGCAAAAGCAAAUCUAAACCGGAAAAUAUGGACGAUCUGGCUGACUCCCCGGUGCAGGGUAAGGUGGAAAAUGUUGAUGCUCCUAAAGGACAAGAUGCCAGUACGCCCGCCGCGCCAGUAACGCCAGCAGAAAAUAAAGAUGAACUAUCUGCACCUGAAACCGAUAAAAGCCAACCUGAAACAGAAAUCGCAUCAGCCGAAAUUUCACCGGCCACCGAGGAAAUUAGUAGCCACGACGCCGACGACGACAACGUUAACGAAGUAUUAAUAAAACGAGAUUUCAACAAGAAGCGGUACUCGGUAGACUACAAGAGGAGCAAAAUGGAUUUCAAACGAUAUUCCAUCGAUUGCAGUAAAAAUUCACUAACUUUAGAGGAACUCGCCAAGUUGGAGACUGAAUUGGCGCGAACUAACGUCGAUAUUCGUCCAGUGAGACGCAAGUCCAGUGGUAUCCUAAAAUCCACCCCAGGGAGCGGGGAGCUGGCGGAGCAGCGUCAGCAACCAAAACCGGACUCAUACUCUGAUGAUGACGACGUCUUCGAGAGGAAUGUGCUCGUAGACGAGUCGGAAGGACCUAAGGAGCCCCCGGCGACACCGGUCGGCCGAGAUGAGCUGGCUCUGAGGAGGCAUCGCUUUUUCUCCGAUCUCGUGUGUGCGGCAAGAGCUGCGGUCGAACAUCGCGUGAGAUUCGACCCAUUAGGACCAGUCGUUGCCGAUUCAGGCGAGCUAGAGCAGUUAUCGGCGUUCCAGAACCCGGCCAACCUCGAAGCUCUGAUAGAGCGGCUGGAGCGAGUGACGUCACGCCUGGAGAGCCUGCCCGUACUGCACCCGUCCCCCGCGAGCCCCGCCCCCGCCACACCCCUACAGAAGCCAGUGCCCCAGCUGGUUGUAGUCGACACCAUGAGUGUUAACGGAUACACGGAUAUUGUGCAGGGUCCCCUGCAGAGCUACCUGCAGCUGUCGAAGCAGAUUGGCGGGGAGGUCGCCACACAUGCCGACCUCGUCAACGAUGCCUUCAAGGCACAGCUAAAUUUCAUACAACUGGCCGCGUCAAGGUCGAAGCCCUCACAAUCGGAGGAGAUGCAGCUGCUCUCGCCCACCAGCAACAAGAUAUCGGCGAUCCAGCAGUUUAGGGAGAAGAAUAGAGCUUCCCCCUUCUUCAACCACCUCUCUGCUAUCUCGGAGAGUAUUCCCGCGCUCGGUUGGGUAGCGGUGUCCCCUACACCCGCCCCGUAUGUGAAAGAGAUGAACGAUGCCGGCCAGUUCUACACGAACCGCGUGCUCAAGGAUUGGAAGGAGAAAGACAAGACCCAUGUUGAGUGGUGUCGCGCCUGGGUCCAGCUGUUGUCUGACCUGCAGGCGUACGUCAAGCAGUACCACACCACGGGACUUGUUUGGUCCGGCAAGGGUUCCGACGCGGGUGCUCCGCCCCCGCCCCCUGGAGGCCUGCCCCCGCCGCCGCCGAUGCCCGAGGCGGACUUCGCCAACAUGUCCGUGGACGACCGCAGCGCGCUCUUCGCCGAGAUCAACAAGGGCGAGGCUAUCACCAGCUCUCUCCGCAAGGUGACGUCGGACAUGCAGACGCACAAGAACCCGCAGCUGCGGCAGGGCCCCGCGCCGUUCAAAGCCCCGGCGUCGAAUGCCCCGGCAAAGGCGCUGCCCACCCCCGGCGCGGGCAACCUGGACAAGCCCCCAGUCUUCGCUAGGGACGGCAAGAAGUGGCUCAUAGAAUACCAGAAGGGCAACUCCAACCUGGUGGUGGAGAACGCGGACAUGAACAACGUGGUGUACAUGUUCCGGUGCCGCGACUCGGCGCUGACGGUGCGCGGCAAGAUCAACGGAGUGGUGCUCGACUCGUGCACCAAGUGCGCUGUGGUCUUCGACAACCUCGUCUCCAGUGUUGAGUUCGUCAACUGCCAGUCUGUGCAGAUGCAGGUGUUGGGCAAGGUGCCAACGAUCUCUAUCGACAAGACGGACGGGUGCCAGAUCUACCUGUCGCCGGAGUCGCUGGACGUGGAGAUCGUCAGCUCCAAGUCCUCCGAGAUGAACGUCCUCCUGCCCAAGAGUAAUGGAGACUAUACGGAGAUGCCGAUCCCGGAGCAAUUCAAGACUGUCGUGAACAAGCCGCCCACCGGCCUCACCACCUCGCCAGUAGAGAACAAGGGCUAGACAACCAGCGGGGCCAACCAUACCCCGGAACUACUCGUUCACAUCUAAAUGUAGACAAAUCUUAGGAUAGUGAGCCCAACUAAGAGCAAAAAAGGUAUCAUAGUAAAAGCUUAUUUUAAUAUAAUUGAUGGCAUUCACAUAUAUAAAUGUCAACACAACAUAGAAUAGCCAUACUGCUACUAAGCGCAAGAAAAGUAUCACAGUUAAAAUAAUUAAUCUCAAGAUAAUUAAAGAUAUGUCCAA